Molecule: messenger RNA, 876 nt
Organism: Alternaria triticimaculans
Lineage: Eukaryota; Fungi; Ascomycota; Dothideomycetes; Pleosporales; Pleosporaceae
Exons: 2
Coding region: 1-876 (291 amino acids)
Molecular function (GO): S-adenosylmethionine-dependent methyltransferase activity
Source: RefSeq, a predicted model, not a curated record
AUGGAUUCCAUCAUCAUCAUGAGCGAGCCCAACAUGAACGCAAGCGAGAUGUUCGAGAUGCUUGCUUCGACCUACGAGGCUGCAACCGGUGGCUGCACCCGCGAAGUUGCCAUGCACCUCAUCGACAUGUUGCCCGCAGUCGAUUCGAACUGCUUCGUGCUGGAUAAUGCAUGCGGAAAUGGUAUAGCUGCGCAGGAGCUUUUGUACAAAUACCCAGACACUCCGCUCAAGGCAGCCUGUGUCGAUAAUGCGAAACCGAUGGUCGAUCUAGCACGCCGCGCCCUUCCAGCUACACCCUCCGCAGCAACUUUGUCCUUCGACGUGAUGGAUGGGGUCAGUCUGGCUUUCCCUGACGAGACGUUUACGCACUCCAUCACCAACAUGGGUAUCAUGUUCUUCUCUGACGGAGAAAAGGGUGCGGCUGAGAUCUAUCGCACUCUUAAGCCAGGAGGAACGGCUGUUGUCACCACCUGGAAGUCUACAGGCCACAUGGCUGUUGUUCAUGAAGCGCAGAAAGCCGUCAAACCAGACGACCCGCUAUUCCGCUGGCCUGUUGCGGAUGAGUGGUUCGAAGCUUCGCAUAUAAAGAAGAUCAUGGAGGGCGCAGGGUUCAAAGAUGUUGAGAUGUACGAGAAGACAGUAUACUAUGCAUCGAAGACUGCGGAGGAGACUUGCGGCUAUAUGCUUGGUAUGUGGAAGAAUAUGGGGCCAAAGUGGACUGAUGAAGAGAACGAGGAGUUCGCGAAGCAGUUGAACCUUGCUGGAAAGAAGGCAGCGGUAAAGAUCCAGAGGCCUUUGAAUGGGCAGAAGGGUGCGGAUGUGGUUGAGGUGGAGGGUUUUCCCUGUGUCGCGCUUGUCGCUGUUGCGAAGAAGUGA